GCCGGCUUAAGUCUAUUAUUACUUUCGAAUGCGAGGCCAUUUGUCUAUAUUGAUAAACUAUUGACAACGCUCGAGCAGAGACCAUCAAAAUCUAUGACGUCACGGGGAACCGGUCCGGAAAGGACAAGAUGGCGUCGGCACCUGUUUUUCGAAUUUGCUGGACGAACUACGAAGGCUGCGCUCUCGGGCCCAGCGGCGCGGACCAAUGGUGGAGGCGCCGCUGCAAUGCCAGAUCCGAGACAUCGUCGCCUCCGACACGCUCACGCUCCGACAGAGUGUGCUCCGACCCGACCUGGCGCGCGUCGACUACCGCGGGGACGACCUGCCAACCACCGCCCACUUCGGAGCAUACGUCGACGGCCGACUGGUUGGCGUCGUGUCCGCCUUCCACGAGUCGCUCAUCUUUCCCGAAGCGCAGCGGAUGGCUGCCGAGCCGCAGAAGCAUAACUGCGCACCGCCAUCUGCCGACGUUGCCGUUGACGUCCCGACCGAUGACUUGUCAACAACAGCUGCAGAUUUGGACGUCGAGCCUGCGGGAAAAUUAGGCGACCAGCAACCGGGAAGCGAAUCGAACGAGCUGAUAUGCGACCAGAUUUCGAAGCUGUCUGUGAACGCGCCGUACGAACGGCAUGAAGAGACAGCGCGAGUGGCGGCUGAUCCGACAGCAGACGCGAAGGCCGUGUCUGACACCGCUCAAGAUAUGAACGGGGCCUGCCGCGAAGUGUACGGUCCGGGCGCCGUGCCGACCGGUUCGAAGACGGGAACCGACACGUCUGUGAAGGUGUCGCCGGAGCGCCCCAUGCGCCCUCCGCUGCCAAGCGUCGAGAGGGCCAUCCAGCUGGCUUCGGAAACCAGCUCGUGGCGUAUCCGGGGUCUAGCCGUCGAUCUACCACUCAGGGGCCGCGGAGUUGGCUCCCGGCUUAUCUCGACGUGCAUCCAGCACGCCACCGACAAGCGGGCCGCUUGUGUAUGGUGCGUGGCCCGCUGCUCGGCCGAGCCCGUCUACGAGAAGAUGGGCUUCCAGAGGGCCGGCCAGGUAUUUCGCCUAGAGGGCAUCGGACAAGUGUGCUACAUGAUUCGGGCCUUGCUCUAGCUCUGUCAAGGAUGUGAUGGGGGGGGGGGGGGGGGGGGGGACGGACGGACAUCUCUUGGUGUGCGCACGUGCAGAACUCGAGCGCGCCUCGAGAAUGCGCUUGUCUUAAGGUUAAAUGCCGCUCCCUGUAGCUUUCGACCAUUCGACGAACCACAGAUAGAGCCUGGUACUGUUGGCGUGUGUCCGAGUUUCUUGCUUGGUGACGGCCACCCGCGCUCAGCGCUUCGGCCGCCAUGCAUCGCCAUGUGCGUCGACGAACCACGAAGGAGCGACGAGCGCCGGUGUGAUGCAGUUGUGGCUCUCAAGCACUGUUAUCCCCAAAAGUGAGCACAGAAAAAGACUACCCGGCGACCGCACCUUUUGGAGGGACGAAUGGUUUUGUAUACAGAAUUGGGGGCUCUGGCUGUGGGUAUGGCGGUUAACUAAAGUCACGGCUUGAUUGUAACCGCUUCAAUGGUGCCUUGCAGGACAUGUCUACAUUGGUUACUCGGGCGGCAAACGGUUACAUGUUUUACUGUUUACGUCAGUUUCUGCGCGUGUGUGGUUGCCUAAGGUGCGUCGACGACUGCGUAUACCGUCGAUCACACGGCUACUACGUGCUGCUCCGAUAAGUGCUUUGGCCAUGUCAUUCGUAAACAGUUGUUGCUUUCCUUUCACGAGAGAGUGACGGUGGCAGGAAGGGAUGUCGCGUUGUGCUCUACCAAACUUAUCGUGCACUGUUUAUGUAUGUACGUCCAGCUACGGUUGUUGUCGAUAAGCCUUGUCCAAUUAUGACGGCGAUGGCUGCUCCCAGUGUACUUACGCGCCUAGCCUAUCUAACUUUCUCGAUCUGCACUUUCGCAAUAGGCGACAAUCCGAGUGGUAUACAGCUCCCAAUACUUUUCAAUUCGCUUGAUUUCUUUAACAAAGGCUCUAGCUCUCUUAUAAUUAUUUUUCUCAGGGCAGAAUGCCUGUUGGUCAACUGGGCGAUGGCUCGACAGAGAGACGUCAGCAAUGUGAAGGCUGUCUCGGUGCUAGCACUGCAUUAAGAUCGUCACUGUCGCUGUUGUCAAUUCGACAUGAUCCUUAGCUCUCCCCACUUGAGAAAAACCUUCGCUAAUCUUCAUUCCCAAGUGCCGUACUAUAUCGCGUGCGUCGUUAGUAGAAUCGAGAGAGAGUUUACCAACGCUCUUUUAUCAGCUCUCUUUUUUCACUCUUUCUAUACUUAAUAUACACAAUCAAUACGCUUUUAGUCAUAUAUAGUUGAGGUCGUUCUAAGGCCUUUUUCGCUUCUGGAUGCUUAAUUUUUUUUUUCAUAGUAGAUAAUUCGUGCUCUAUACCGUCCCCCUACUGUCAUUUCGUUACCAUCUGUAAUGUUCAAAUCUUUGGAGGAUGACAGCGAUCUUUGUACACGUACCAAUGGCCAGCACUCGAUCUAACUUCGCCUUACACAAGCGUAGUCUUUAGAAAGGCCACCAGCCGUGUCCCCAAAACGGGGAUGCCUGUAUAGAGAUGACAUUCGUGAGCUUUUCAGCGAUUCUCCUGUCCGAUGCAUUCGCUCUUCCAAUGGUGCCAGCUUUCAAACCAUACAUGCGGAUCGCGCACAAUGUUCUUACCGCAGUAUAGCAACGGGCUAUAUAUACUAUAGGUUUCGGUAGCUCUUGCAGACAGAAACGACGUGCUAACAGGGAAUAUCGCAGAUCGAUUUCUUAAAAUUGUUCACCACUAUAAACUUGACCCAACCAGUUUUUCUUAGACUGGAAUUUUUCGUCUUCAGCCGCGAACAAUUUAGCCUAGUUCGAAAGUGGCUGUGGACAUUCGGUAGUACGUGCUUUUAUGCAACAUCGUAUACCAGUAGCAAGUUGUCCUGGUGAGAGAUUGAACACACAUUUUCCUAAUUAGGGAAAUGUACGGCGAAGCGUACGUGGUUUUCUAGACGAUCGGUGAGUAUAGAGAAGAGAAAGUGCAGGCUUAUCGAGUAAAUAAUUGCUAAUGAAUACAGGUAUAAAUGCUGCUUCUGCCUAAGCUGUUGGCUGGUUUCUGCAAAGAAAGAGGCAGCUGUCGUCUCGUUUCGUACGAUAUCGACGACAUUGCGGACAAUAUUUGCCUGUUUCGUCCGAAAUACACCAAUGCUGACGCAGGAUUGUAGUUUUCAGGAAAGCAGGUCAAGCUGCAUUUGGCAUCCCGUCCCACACGCUUUGACUGUUUCCCCGACAGCGACCUUUCGCAAUUCACCACGGCCACCGUGGCCUUUCUUUCUGCUACUGAAUAUUUAAGGGCGGACUAGUGAUUUACUGGCACUAAUUUGGUAUGUUAUUUGUACCGCGCGCUUUGUAGGCAGCAAUAAAACCAAGCAAGCUGGUUCUAAUUUUAUUUUGAUUUAGCGGUAGAAUUAACAUGUAGAACGUCCAUUCGCGUACCGAGAUGUAUUUUUAUUUUGUCAAUGCGACCAGUUAAAAACGGCUCAAUUUUAUUAUUCUCUACUUUAGCUUCUUUUGCUUACUGACGGCGGUGCGUCUUCGGUGAAAUGAAAGAGGCUGAGAUCACAUAUUAUGUGGACAUCAUGUUUAAUAAAUCAAAAUGUCCUGCAACCUGAGGCAACGAUAUCCAUAACUUUGCGGCAGCAAUACGGAGCCAUGCAUUUUACCGAUGUUUCCUGGCAAGCGCUUUGCCUUUUCAACGGCAGAUGGCACCACCAUUCUUUAAGCCACGAAAUCAGUUUUUCGCAGCCUAACAGUAGGCAACAGUCACUGCUAAGCUGACACUGCACAACACUUACCGAAGACUUUUGAAAUGCUGCAUUGACCGUCCCCUUUUGUGACGCCCGUAGAGGCAGGAACAACAGUUUCGUCUACUCGGAAUCCGAAAGCGGCCGGUCAUCCAGACGAGCAAAUAGUCGCGAGCUGUCACCUACGCGCACUGUAGCGAGGACAAUGGCAAAGAAAGUGCUUGAUGGCUUCCUCGCGGCCGCACUGUAACAUUGUCGGCCAUUUUAACGAGACGAGGGAAAGUUUUCGUACAAUACAUCCCAGAGCCUUAGUGGACAAAAAAUAAAGUCGCUUCGAUAUAACUGAGAUGGAAGACUGAGCCGCUUCGCUGCUUACAGGCGACGCAGGCGGGUGUGUAGAAAACUUCGCGUGUACCGUGCGGACAAGUACGGCAUCGCGUGCAAGCGUGUUUGGAUUUGUUGCUGCACAUGGCCUCGAGUGCGGGAUAUAGAUGUAUAGCGCAUGCUUUCUUUCUGCCUUCUUCACCUUCUGCGUCUUCUUACUCUUCUCCCUCCUCUGGGAUGUUCUCUUGCGGUUUACCUCACCCCAAUAACUGCAUUGAGCACUGCAUCAGUGCAAAAGUUUAGUUCAAUCAAGCCAGCACCUUAGGCCGGAUAAGCACUCGUACCUAUUUAUUAGCGAUACCUUCGACAUGCUCACUCCGCGGUUUUGGUUGUAAACAGCGCGCUAUGAAACAAUUUUAACCUGUGCAAUAGUGGAACGCCGGAGACGUCACCGACAGCAGCAGCGCUGGUAUCGCCAUUUUGUGGUGCUUUCUUCAACCACAGCGCCUCAGAAACUUUUUUGCACGGAUUUAUUGUUCUUGCUGAAGAUAGACAGAAAAUAAAUGCUAUGCGCUAAUGGUUGUGGUUGCCAAUGCUUUUGCACUAGUAGACUGGCAAAACAUGGUCGUCGUAAGUGUAAUUAGGCGUGCUCUAGUUGACGUAAGCGUCACCAAAUGGCAUCACCAGCACUGCUGUAGAACGGCCCAGUAAACUCUAACUGGGGGGCGCAUCUGUCUCCCAUAUUUUGGUAUCCCGUAAACUGUGAUACCAGAAGCGUCCAUGAAGGACUCUGGUGUUACGUUUACGGACAGGCUCACUAAGAAAGGAAUUCAGACAACACAAGCUCUGGUAGCUCCUUGCAAGAUAGGAACAACGUCAGCACGGUGGCCUUGCAUGCAUCAGGACCACGCGCACUUUACAUAAAAUUGUUUUGAACUGCACCCGAACAUUAAUUGCGUGCAGGAAGCGAAUUCCACUGGUCGAUCCGGGGCAAUUUUGUUUCUCCAUUUUUGUUUCCGGUAGCGCAGGAUCAGUUGUUCAAUGGUCGAUGCGGGAGCCCGUUCGCGUUUUCCUCUGGUCGUUAUGAAUAGGCAUCGCUCUUCGACAGGUCGCACGUUCAUGUUUCCAUUGUCAAGGUUAGGAAGUGGACACGUGGGAAUCGCGUCUCUUUUGCACUGUUUUAGCGCCUUCUACAUAAAGAUGUACUGGCAGCUUCGUCUUCUUUCCCGCUUCCCCCUUACUCGAUUAUUAUUAUUAUUAUUAUUAUUAUUAUUGUGCCAGAUUUGUUUGUUGCCAUCGAGCUCCCUUUAGCAACGAGAUUCACGCCACAUUAGUUGUUAAAGCAGUCCAGACAACAGCAGUAUCGAUUCGACAGUGCCCUGACACUUCAGUAACCAAGUGCGAACUCGGCGAAAGUUUCGGAUGCUGCUUCUAGAAUCGGCUGCCCGGAACAACCUCCAAUGUGAUCCAUAGCGCGGUACGCUGUUUUCCGCUGGCAGAGUAAGAUACGCGGAAUCUUAGCAAAGGACUCGUUGGACGGUCCAGGUAGCCCCACCGGGAGAGAUCAUAGGAAUUCGCCCACGUGAUGCAAUUUGUUCUUUUUCGGUGUGAGGCUGAUGCAGGCAAGAUGGAGUAGUUUGCCAGAUGCUACGUCAUGACUGACGGCACUGCAAGCUUAGGCUUGGAAAGUUACUGUACAUAACUCUCCCUCUCACGAAUGUCCAAUCUAUUCACCGUUCAAUCUCGAAUAAAAACACCCGGUAUGACACCUCUUGAUUCUUGCUUGCAGUCAUCAUCAUCAUCAGCCUAUAUUUAUGUCCACUGCAGGACGAAGGCCUCUCCCUGCGAUCUCCAAUAGGUAACAGUUUGACGAACAUGUGUAAGCCACGUGCAGACGAUAGAGAUUUAGCUAGCUUAUGUGCGAAACACUCGAAUCUCUCCAGACCGCACAUUUCCUCUAAACUACAACCGCUGCUGACCAAAUGCGCCUUCCUAACCAAGUUAGCGUCUUCCUUCCACAUUUGUCAGUUACUCCCGGAGCCGGUGCUUCAAGGAACGCCUGUUGUAGCCCAGAAAGCAGCACUUCGGGGAGCCACAUACCACCACGCUAGUCUUUUAACUCUAGCCCUUUUUACUAUGCUCUCUGAUAGAAAUCCGAUAGACUUUCGAUAUUUCUUUUCUCUCUGCCCUCCAAGAGACAUCUAUAAACUCGCACCACUAUGCUACCAGAUAGAUCUUCUGUUUGUUUUCGUUUCACGUUGUGGCUCGGAGCAAAGUGCUCGUGCUCCAUUUCGUUGCACCCUUAAUGAGCAUAUAUUUUUCGCAGCUUCGUCACGAUGAUCCGGAGAAAACUUUUUAAAGUCUGCACUGGAUCUGAUCCAUUCUCCUCUCAGAUUUUAAUAUCUUUGUCCAAAAAAAAUUAACUUGCACUUUGUUCUCUUAAAGACAAAUGUGCGUAGUGUUCGACGCGCCAGUCUUUUUUCUGUAUACGAUAUAUAUGUAGAGCGAAUCUUCAUCCCCACAUACCACCGCGUUCGCUUUUGAACCGGUUUCAAGCAAUUGAGGCACAACUAUAUAUACCGAGCGAUCUUUGUUACACUUUUCGAUCUACGGUAUUUUUCUUGCUUUUUGCAAUCAAAUGUUGUGUAAUAUAUCACUAUAAUCUCCCUAUGUAUUCAAUCCUCUUUGCGCAACAUACGUCAUAGACGAUAUACAUAUUAUAUACAUCACACUGAAAGCCAUGACGGAUGGCAGACGUGGACACGUUUACGCGUUCUUCAACUUACAACAGACUAGGGCAGAUUUUGCGCCCGCACUGUCUCCACAAUCGUAUAGUGCAGUCCGAAAUGAAGAUGUCAAGGUUGCGAAAUCUAGAUCAGGGUCAGUCAAACGAAAGCGCUAUAUACGUCUACAUUGACGAAUCGCAUGUUAUAAACUUCAAGCUUCUUAACUUCCCUAUUGCCUUUAAGCUGCCAUUUAGAAUUAGGAAGCUGCCCAUCAAUUGCUGAUACUUUUUCUGAGUAAAAAGGGAAAUGUUGGCGGACGGUCAGUUUUUUGCCCGUUGUUAAUCAACAGACAGACGAUGUGCCUCGCUGGUGACACGUUUUACGAAAGAAUAAAUGAAUCCGUCAAGGGGCUGUUCCCGCACUACAGUGGAAAAUCACGCCCUGCUUUACAUUUAGAAUGUGUGGCUUCCACUGCGAUUUCUUGAGUACAUCAUUCAGCGUGAACAUUUAUGUAGUGCAGUUAGUAUAGCAAUGACGGUCAAAAAUGAAACGUGAUCAAAACUGCGGACGUUACAAACACCUUCUACACAAACGGUGUGGUUGACAUAGGAAAAGGCACGCAGCUCAGCGGCUCGUCUAUCGUAUAACGAACUCGCACGUAUUAACACCUUCUACGCAGGUUGUCCGCAUGCUGCAGUGAUCGCGUUUUAUUUUCGACUGACUGUGCAUCCCGUUGUUCUCAGUGGCCUCUUCGCCGGACUUUGAACUCGAAGUUUAACAAUGGAGAUUGCCCUGAAUUUAAUAUUGACGAACAGGGGAAAGGAGAGACAUUUCUAAAUAUCCAAGAUUCGCUCCAUCGUAUUUUUCCUCUGAGGGAACGGAAAUACUCUUUCACCGGCUCUCGCAUCCAGAAUACAAGUCCGCAAGGAAGUGACCGAUGAACUAAGCUACGUUUUAUCGUAACGGCAAAUGUGAUACCGAUCGCCAAAAGUGCUGGAGCAGAAGUACGAAAAGUCGCUAGCUACUUGGCGCCGUUGUAAAAGAAAAGAUAGCAGGCGCAGGCUGUAGAUAUUAACGACAGUUUUAUUUUUCAUUACCCCUAUACUCUGUGCACAAAGCGUUUUGUCAACAAUCGCCAACCAAACAACGCUCUACGCUACGACAUCUUCUCUACCGGACGCGUAUUUCUAACCUUCUUUCGUCGCACAAUUUGCGGUUGGAUGGGACAGGGAAGAAAUAGGAAACCGGCCCGAAUGAUGAAACAUGACACGGAUCAUACGAGCUUGGUAUGACUUUAUGCGUGGCAACUGAACGCUUCCUACGCGGAAGGUAGUGUGUAUAUUUGCCAUACUUCGUUAGUCGUAAGCGAAGAGAAAGUGGAUGAACGUUAUUUGCGGGCCGGUGGCCACUGCGCGCGCCCGUGCCCAUAGAUUUCGAAAACCGUUCCUCCGGUAUAUAAAAGGCCCGGUGAUUGCUCCAAGCGCGUUGUUUGGACCUAUUGUAGUCGUAGAGCCAACCUGUAACUGCCUCUAUGCGUCCCUUCUAUUUUAUCGCGCACGACUCAAUACUUGGCUACGAUGUUCUCAACUACUACAAACGGCUCUGUUACUUUAACUAUAGCAAGUGCCAACCGUAGAACUAGGUCCUAUACUUUCGCGAGGAAGAGAAAAAAGAAGCCGUGCUCAAUACUCGCCGCGAUAUGCGCGACAUGUAUAAUCGGUGACGAGCUAAGGAUGCUGUCGCUAAUACACCGUUAUAUCCAACUCGGACAAUAUGUAUAAAUGCACGAGCCAGUUACGUUCGCUUCUCUAUUUGCUUCCCUCGGGAACUACGUUUUGGAUCGCGGAUUCCCAGAGGGCAAAUUAAGUGCGGUAUUGUGCACUGAAUUCUUACAGAAUUCGUACAGAAUUCUUUGGUUGUCGCCGAUCAUGGAAAGCUCAGCAUAGGCCACACUAUACUUUCGGUGCUGAAGGAGCAAACUCACCGUUGACGUCAGCAGAAGCGGUCGGCCGGAUAAUGCCGAACGAAUAAAUUGAGAAGGGUCAAACUUGCGGAGAAAUUAUGCCUGGAGCGGCGAGUAGACUGCCUUGGUAACGCGCGGUAUCGAGGUAAGAUGCUGUAGACCUUGACAACCGCUCAAGCGCUUGCAUUUCACCCCGCCAUAAAUAGAGCUGCGCAUUCUUCUCCUCUGAAUAUCCGCUUCAGGCCCUUUUCUACGGUGUUUCUAUCACGUGACUAGGCCCUCCCGCUCCUCCUGGCACCAUAGAGUUUCGGUACAAUAAUUACUAGAGGGAUCUGUGACGGGAGCUGCAAGGCUGAGCCAGCAUGGGAAUGAUUGAGAUGUGCCUGAACUGUCAUUUCAACAGCUUCGUCACUUUCAUCAUUUUCAACAAAGUAUAACCUUAUAAAUAGGGAAACAAUAAACAUUGUCCGACGGCAGGAUUCGAACACAGGACCUGUAGCACAAAAGCUCGAUAUUGAUUCCAUUGCGUCACGAACACAUGGACAGGCUCAACCGCUGCAAUUAGCGAGUAUGCAUGUCCACCGAGUCUUAUGGACUUCUGCAUUUAGAAAAGUGUAGAUUCCUGUGAAGUUUCGACCAAUGAAGGCGGAUAACGCGUAGUAAACAAAACCAUAAGGACGUCCGAAGCCACAAGCACGAAGAUCACGUGUGCUAACCAUCAUUCCAACCAUGGUACAGCUGAGCGAUCGCAGCGCCGGAGUCCCAUCUACUGUAUUCAUUGUAGGGAUGCCUGGUACCAGCAGUCAGUCGUUCCUCAUGCCGUGCCCUGUUUCGUGACCGAAACUAGCAUGGUUCCUACACCUCUUUGAUGUUUUCUGCUCCAAGUUAUCGGCCACUGGUGUCAGGGAGUAUAAAGCUAGAAACGCUUCGUACUUAUUGCACCGUUGCUUGCCCUGUCAAUGCGAAGGGGCCACGCCCGAAUCUUGCUUGUGUACCAACCUUUUCGAUAAAGUCAAUGACCACAACGCUAAAUUUACAGAAAAAAAUACUUUUGCUCAUUUGUGGUUACUAAUUUACUUCUUACGCGCGUAUGCGCUCAAUGUGAAUGAUGCACACGGGCUCUUUAAGUUUUUUCGUCGUUGUCGUCUUGCUUCUUUUCCUUUUGCUUUCGCGAACUGCUGUAGGCAAUCACUGCUGUAUUAUUAUGUGGCAUGCUUAUUAAAAAGGACAGCGAUGAUUCAAAUAUAUGUGCACGAACUUCGUUUUAAUCUAUCUUUCCAUCUCACUUUUAUAGCGUAAAACUGUAAAGUGCAGUUUGCAACGAAGAUGCCUACUGAGAAAUUCCGCAGGCAAAACUGCCAGCGCUUCGUGUUUAUCGUUUUCCCACUGCAUUCUUGAGUGUUUAUUCGAUAAAUCGGCUUUGUUUUUAGUUAGGCCUUCUUGUCAAGAUAAAAUAGCGUUUGAUUGAUGUACUUAUUUGAUCUUGUACUGUUACUCAUUUGCCAUCUGAGGUAAUACCGUUGCAGUAACGUCAGCGAUGGAAAUUUCUAACGUUUGCAGCUCUAUGAAAAUGAGUAUAUCAGUCGGUACGCUGAACUGUGUAUAUAUAGGUGUAAACAAACAAACAGACAGAUAUUGAGCGUUCGCUUUAAAGGGUGGUUUGCUUAGGGGGAAAAGUGUGCAAUCUCGGCAGUGUCAUCACAUGAGGCUUGGUGCGGGAAAAUGUGUCUGUCUGUGUGAUGAUUCUUUUCCCGUUUUCAUCCUGAGUGCUUAUUCACUUUCUUUCCACUCGCAUUACGUCUUAAUGCUCAUCCGUUGAUUUGAGACUACAGUUUGAAACUCUUCGGGAACCUUUUAAUUUUGUGACCCGAACUUUUUGCGAAUAACUUCUCAUCGCGUGUGUUCUUCUGUACUGAAUUCUUGGGAUCUUUUUUUUUUUUUUUUUUUCUGCGCCGAUCAGCAGUUUUCGAUUAGGACGUCGUGAGAGCACCGCAAAUGACACCUGAAGGGGUCGUUUGGAAAGUUUUUUGUACUAGCUACUUUUUAUCUGUAUAAGGAUCACCAGUACGAAAAGAAAUACCUAGUCGAUAUUCGAACUGCAGGAGAACUGCGGGGGUAUCAGCUGGAAUGUCAUUUCAUGACGAGUUCUAAAACAGUUCACGUGUUCCAAAAAAUGUCACGUGAUGCGUUUUCUUUUCUUUCAGUGGAUGGUGCAAGGAUUGUUCCACCGCAAAAUGGACACUGCGUUAUCGAACUAUAAGCAGUCUGUAGAACUGACUAAAGCAAAUGCUCACCACUGACAUAGGUUAAUAAAGUUACCCCGUGCCAAAAGGCUUUCUUCGCUAAAUUAGCGAAAAUUAAUGUAUUUGCGAAAAUAAAGGGUUCUGCGGUGACUGAGUUGACUUUCUCUUAAGCCCUGUGCAUUACCCUCACAUUAUUCUGCAAUUUAAACUGAACCAGCUGUACAACAAACGAUAUUAAUAAAGAUUUUUUGUGCGCAUUGUUACGGGCUUC
Molecule: messenger RNA, 11327 nt
Organism: Dermacentor silvarum
Lineage: Eukaryota; Metazoa; Arthropoda; Arachnida; Ixodida; Ixodidae
Exons: 2
Coding region: 206-1093 (295 amino acids)
Molecular function (GO): N-acetyltransferase activity
Source: RefSeq, a predicted model, not a curated record